Messenger RNA from Dermatophagoides farinae (American house dust mite), 3928 nucleotides. NCBI's taxonomy places the organism in Eukaryota, Metazoa, Arthropoda, Arachnida, Sarcoptiformes, Pyroglyphidae. The record is from RefSeq and is a predicted model, not a curated record.
GCCUGCCUGCAUAUUAUUUUUUGUCAGUUUUUUUUUUGUUGGAAAUAUAAUUUUUUGUCGUCGUCGUCGUCGUCGGUUGUCGUAAUAAGUUUCGUCAUCUUUUUUUUUUUACUACAACAACACAACCACCAACCACCACCACCAACCAAAAAAAAAUCAUCAUCAGUUGUUGAUGUUGUUGUUGAAUUUGAUUGUAUAGUAAAUCGAAAUUCAUCGAACCAAAAAAAUAACAAAAAAAAAAAAAAUAAAUAAACUAUCAAACCACCACCACCACCACUUGUUGAUGUCGUCGUAUUUGUUUGCUUGUCCGUGUGUGUGUGUGUGUGUGUGAUGGAACGAAAGAAAAAAAAAUGUCAUAAAUCCAGCUAAUCGUUUAUCAACGAUAUUUGAAAAAUUUUUUUUUUCUUUUUCGUUGACAAAUUAAUUGAUCACAAUGAUCAUGAUGAAACAUGAUGACUAAACUUUGAAUUUUACCCGUUUUAUUCGACAUCAUCGUCAUCAUCAAUUUUCAUCAACCAUCGUCAUCAAUUUUUUUUUCAGACUGAUCAUCAUUUACCGAAUUGUUCAUGACAUUCGACUUUACCAAAAAAAAAAUUUCCUUUAUAUUAUAUAAAUUAUGACUGAAAUUGUAUCGACUAAUAAUAAUCAAUUGAAUACGAUAAUCAUGUCAACACAAUCAUCACCGGACACUAGUCCACAACAUCCAUGGCCAAUGGUUCCAGUAUUGCAAACAUUAACCGUACUAUCGGAUGGUGAAGAAGAACAAAUGGAACAAAAAAUGGGUAUUGAAAAUGGUGGUGGUAAUGGAUAUGCUACUGGUACAAUGACAAUGACUAAAAUGGCCAUUGAUAAUGUUGUACAGCAUCAUCAUCAUCAACAACAACAACAACAAUCAUUAAGUCCACAUUUAACAAUUCAGAAUCAUCAUCAUCAUCAACAGCAACAACAACAACAACAACAACAACAACAAAAACAACAUCAUUCAUCAAAUAGUCAAAAACGUAAAGUUGGUAGACCAAUUACAUCAGUGAAAACGAUGAAUAGAUCAUUUCCAGCUGUGGAUGAGAUUCGUGCCAAAUUAGAAGCAGGUGAAUGUUAUGUAAGACCACGUGCAUCAAGUUCAUCAUCUGAUGUAUGGGCAUUAUUUCAAGAAGUUGCCUAUAAAGAUAAUCAUGUAUUUACUGGCAUUGUUCAAUGUAAAACAUGUCAUUUUUUAACACGUUAUCAUGGCCAAAUAACCGGUACAUCACAUAUGCGUCGUCAUCAUUGUUUUUCUUUAUUAUUUCCAAAUUCAACACCAGCUAAUAGAAAACCAAAAACAAAUAAUAAUAUUCCAGUACAAUCAACGAAUAAUAAUCGAUCCAAUUCAAUGAAUGGUGGUGGUAAUACAACAUUCAAUAUAACGGAUGCUGAUUCAACGACACCACGAAUGUUGAAACGAAUGAAAAAAGAUUUACCAACCUCAGCUGCUGCCACCUCGAUGACAGGAGGUGGACGACAAUCAUCAUUUGUUGGUAAUCAUUUAAAUUUGAAUGAUACAUCAGCAACAUUAUUAUCAGCAUCAUCAUCACCAUCAACAACCACAACGUUAACAAAUCAAACAGGAGCACAUAUUACCAUACAUCCAGCAUUACCAAAGAAAAAAUUUAAAAAUCAAUCACAUGGUGUUGUUGGUAAUAGCCAUUUAAUUCAUCAUCAUACAACGGAUGCAAGAUCAUUAAUAUCGAAUGGUAGUAGUAUAGCGGUCACAAUGACAACAAAAUCACCAACACCAUCUUCAUCAUCAUCAUCGUCAUCAUCAUCAUCACAAUCAAUGUUACAUCCACGAUCAUCAUCGAAUAAUAAUAAUGGCUAUAAUUCACCAUCAUCAUCAUCAACGACAACGACGGCUACAACCACAAUGAUGAAUGGUCAACGAAAUGUACAACAUAUUCGUCAAGAUCUCCGUGAAAGACUUGUACAAUUCUGUGCUGAAGAAUUAGUACCAUUACAAUCCAUAAUUAGUGAUUCAUUUAGGGCUAUAUUGCAAUCUCAUCUUCGUUUAUGUACUCAACAAGUUUUACAACAAUUAUAUCAACAGCCACAACUUUUAAAUCUUGCAACAACAUUAUCAUCUUGUUUAAAUCAUCUGCCAGCACAAUCACCUGAUCUGGAACAAUUACAAUCCUAUCAAUUACAAUUAUAUCGACAAUGUUUGGAACGUAUUCGAUCGGAUGUCAAUACGAAUCUUGAGGAAAAUCCAGGCUCUGCAUUGGUCUGUGAUUCGGAUAAUGAUGCCUGUAUAAUGUCUGUGUAUUAUGUUGAUUCACGUUGGCAAUUGACUGAAGCAAUUCUUUCAGCAUCCGGUAUGGUUGUUGAUAUAAAUCGAUUUGUUGCACGUACCCUAGAUGAUUAUGGACUUCAAGAUCGUAAGAAAUUGAGUAAAUUUACAUUCGUAUCACAUGGUGGUCAAUUUGGUGGCGUAUCCGUAUGUCUAAGUUCAAUGGCUCAUAUUGUAGAUAAAGUGGUAGAGGAAUCGUUAGCCAUUGUUACCGAUAAUGAUAAUUGUAAUGAUGAUUCUAUGAAUCCAUUAUUGGAUCUAUUCGAUUCGUGCCAUGAAAUUGCCAUUCGUUUGAAUUUACAAUCAACAAUUGAACAAGCUAAUCAAUAUGAUGUAGAUUGGAUUGGUAAAUAUGAACUAUUAAAAGCGAUCGACGAUAAUAGCCAAUCGAUUGAAGAUAAGAAUGAUAUGAAAUCUAUUGAUUUUAAAUUGAUAGCCAUAUUGAUCAAAUUAUUGGAACCAUUUCAUGCUGCAUCCAAUGAAUUACGACAAUGUUCAAAUCAUCCAACACUAUGUCAUGUAUUGUUGUAUUUUUAUAAAUUGAAAAAAGUUUUAUCUUCCACUCAUAAUAUUAUUGGCAUCACUCAUCAUCAUAAUAAUAAUAAUCAUCAUCAUCAUCAUCAAAAUAAAAGUAAAAAUAAUAAUAAUAAUAAUAAUCACAACAACAAUAAUACUAAAAGACGAAUCAUUAAUGCCAAAUUAACGAAAAAAAUAAAGAAUACUACUACUACUACUACUACUACUAAUACUAAUACUAAUACAAGUAGUGAAUCAGAUUCUGAUUCAAAUGAAGAAAAAGAAACAUUUGAUUCAUUGAAUAAUAAUACGGGUGAUAAAACUACUGCAACAACAACAACAACAACAGAUGAUGAUGAUGAUGAUGAUGAUGAUGAUGAUGAUGAGAAUAAAGAUGAUCGAAAUAUAAAUCAAUUGAUACAGAAUCUUCGGCAAACAUUAAUGGAUAAUCUGGAUAAACAUUAUGAAGUGCAAUCAUUACAUAGGAUAGCAACAUUUUUAUGGCCAAAUUUUCGUUUAUUAAAAAUGUUAACAUCAGAUGAACAGAAAGAAGUACAUGAAGAUGUAAGAAAAUUGAUUCAAACUAGAGUUAAAUGUACAAAUCAAGUGAAUAAUUUAAAUGGUCAAAAUUCAAAUGAUAGUGGUAAUUGUCAUAAUCAUGAUGAUGAUGAUCAUAACAACAAUGGUUUAGGAAUAUGUGAUGGAUCCAUUUCGAAUGAUAAUACCGUUGGCGGUGGUGGUGGUGGUAAUAUGAUGAUGAAAAAUAAAUCCAAAUCAAAUUUCGAUGAAUGGGAAAUAUUUUCUGAUGAAGAUCAAGAUGAAGUGGAUAAAUAUCUUUCUGUACAGUUAACAUCUUGUUCUGAACAUUUUGUAUUGAAUUGGUGGCGUGAACAUUCGAAUGAAUUUCCAAAAUUAUCACAAUUAGCCAAAUGGAUAUUAUCAAUACCGGCAUCGGUUACAACAAGAGAACGUUUUAAAAUUACGAAAAAUUGUCAUAUUGAUGAUAUGUUGCUAUUUUUACAUUGUAAUAUGCAAACGGAAAAAUUUGAUUUUGCAAAAUUGAAACGAUCAUUGAAACAACAACAACAACAA